This is a messenger RNA of Guyanagaster necrorhizus, 561 nucleotides long. RefSeq lists its product as uncharacterized. Lineage: Eukaryota; Fungi; Basidiomycota; Agaricomycetes; Agaricales; Physalacriaceae. Gene Ontology annotation, cellular component: ribosome; mitochondrial large ribosomal subunit. The record is from RefSeq and is a predicted model, not a curated record. The transcript has 2 exons. Bases 1 to 561 code for a protein of 186 amino acids. Gene Ontology annotation, molecular function: structural constituent of ribosome. Gene Ontology annotation, biological process: translation.
AUGCGUCCCACUCUUUCUGUACUGAAAGUCGCGGUGCUAUCGCAACCUUUUAAGCGGUCACAGCUUGGUAUCUUCCAGGGAAAGUCCAAGCAAUACGGCAACAACGUCCCGUUUUCCAAGCACAAGACACGCAGGACAUGGCUUCCCAACGUCCAGACGAAACGUAUCUUUUCCGAGGCCCUCAACCAGUCCGUAAAGUUGAAGGUCACUACGAGGGCCUUGAAGACCAUAAAGAAGCACGGCGGACUUGACAAGUACCUCACAAGGGGCAUGAAACCUUCGGAACUCAGUCACGAAGGGAUGCGGCUACGCGUCCGCAUACUAGACGAGAUACGGCCACCGCUACCCGCCAAUGCUCAGCUACGAAAAUCGCCCGCGUUCCUCAAGGAGCAGAAGAAGACGGCGGGGAAGGCGAGAGCUGCAGAGAUCAUCGAGGCGCAGAGGGCUGCCCUCAAGCGGGUCAAGCUCAAUCAGAGGCCAACGCUAGAGGAUGCGAGGAGGGUCAGGAUGGAGGUGAUGGAGAUUCUGGGACGCAAGGUGACGCCGGACCGUAAUAGGUGA